AUGAAUUCCAGCCACACCAUCUUCUCCUCAGCCACGUUGUUGUUCAACAUCCCCGAAAAGCGAUAUGAUGUGUUCAACGUGUGCAUGGAUCAACCGAUGAAGAUAAUAUCUGAUGGCGUUUGGAACCACAAUGGACCAUAUCCUACACAAUCUGCAUUCACCGUGCUUGAGCUUCAAAUAGUUACCAUCUUCGUUGUCACGCAAGUCUUUCAUUUUAUUCUCAAGCGAUUAGGGAUCCCUUAUUUCGUUUCACAAAUCAUGGCUGGUUUUGUGCUAGGGCCAUCAAUUUCGCUAGGAUCUUUUGAAAAGUACAAGAAGAUGCUGUUCCCGUUUGGGAGUCCAGAUAUUCUGAACACAGUGGCAUCAUUAGGGUUCUCAUUCUACCUUUUCAUAACAGCAGUGCAAAUGGACCUAAGUUUGAUCGUGAAAACGGGGAAGAAGGCAUGGGUCAUCGCACUUUCCUCAUACUUCGUUUCCAUAUCGGUUGGCAUUGGUCUCAUGAACUUGUUCCUUCCCACGCUGGUAAACUUUAUCAGUAACGAGGAAAUUGUCAUGAGCUUGCCUAUGGUCAUCGUAAGUCAGGGCGGCGUUUCCUUCGCCGUCGUCGCAACCCUACUCAAUGACCUCGGUAUCCUCAACUCUGAACUCGGCCGCCUUGCCCUCUCCACAGCUUUCGUCAACGACUUAACUGGUGGAAUCGCAGCAGGGUUCGGUGCUGACUAUUUGAAAAGCCUUGAGUUGGAAUUCUCUGCUCAAGUUAAAAACGUAGUGGCAUUUUUUGUUUACCUCAUCGGCAUUCCACUAGUCGGCCGUCCAAUGAUGGCGUGGAUUGUGAAGAACACCCCAGAAGGGAAACCGGUGAACAAGAUAUAUAUCUAUGCCAUCAUAGUGUCGUUUUUGGGAUUAGGGUACUUUGCAGGGAACUUCAACCAACCCUUCUUAGUAGGGGCUGUUAUUUUAGGCCUUGCAGUUCCUGAAGGUCCUCCUUUGGGGUCUGAAUUGGUUUCCCAACUUGAGUUGUUCUCCAACUGGUUCCUCUCCUCGAUUUUUGUCACAUGUUGCACCAUGAAGGUGGAUCUUAACGACUGUGAUUCUUUCAGCUUCUUUGUGAUCAUAAGCUUCUUCAUUCUUUUGGCCCAAUUGAUUAAGAUGCUAUUAUGCAUGGGAAUUUGCUCCUACUGUAAAAUGCCCUUCUCUGAUGGCUUCUGCCUUGCUCUCAUUUUGACCUGCAAAGGUGUUGUGGAUAUCUGCUCCUAUGUCCUAAUCUUCGAUACGAUGGUGCAAAGUAAAAAAGUAAUAGGUGUUUUGGUCAUCUCGGUGAUGGUCCUAGGAACAACUUCGAGGCUUGGUGUGAAGGCCUUGUAUGACCCUACAAGGAAAUACGCAGGGUAUCAAAGAAGGAACAUCAUGAGCUUGAAACAAAAUCAUGAGCUUAGGGUCGUUGCAUGCAUCCACAAGACGCACCAGAUGAUUCACAUCAGAAACGUGCUCCAGCUUUGUUCCCCUUGUCCAGAGAACACACUAGUGGCAGAUAUUUUGCAUCUGAUGGAGCUAGUUGGAAGGUCCACUCCCAUUUUCAUUGCACACAGACUUCAACAAAAAAUGGGGUCCUCCUACAAUUAUUCUGGGGAAAUCAUUGUUACCUUCGACCUUUUUGAACGUGACUAUGCUGGUUUUGCCACUGCCAACACCUACACUGCCAUAUCCCCAGCAUCACUGAUGCAUGAAGAUGUUUGUCACCUUGCACUGGACAAAAACGCAGCCCUUAUAAUCCUUCCAUUUCAUGUCAAAUGGGGUGGGGAUGGUUCUGUUGAGUUAGAGGACAGCAACAUAAGGGCAUUUAACGCUAGAGUUUUGGAAAGGGCACCUUGCUCCAUUGGGAUUAUGGUGAACCGUGGUCCUUGUGGCUUUCACUCAGCAAGUUACAAAGUGGCCAUGGUUUUCUUGGGAGGACCUGAUGACAGAGAGGCCUUGUGCUUGGCUAAGAGGUUUACCAAAAACCCCGACAAUAGGUUGUUUGUGUUUAGGUUGGUUGCGCAUGACCGUGAUAUCACCAAUUGGGAACAUAUGAUUGAUGAUGAGGAGUUGAGGGAGGUGCGUGGAGCUUAUGGAAAACUAGAAAAUGUGACAUAUGUAGAGAAGACAAUAGAAGAUGCAUCUCAGACAACGUUUUUCAUCAAAGAUAUAGCCAACAAAUUUGAUUUUAUCAUUGUUGGGAGACGCCAUGGCAUGAGAUCUUCGCAAACAUUUGGGUUGGAAAAUUGGACAGAAUAUUCGGAGUUGGGGGUCAUUGGUGAUUUGCUUGCUUCACCUGAUAUGGAGACUAGGGCUUCAGUUUUAGUAGUGCAACAACAGUCAACGUCUGUAUCAUGA
Messenger RNA from Sphenostylis stenocarpa, 2373 nucleotides. Lineage: Eukaryota; Viridiplantae; Streptophyta; Magnoliopsida; Fabales; Fabaceae. The record is from the annotation of a GenBank genome assembly.